This is a messenger RNA of Schizosaccharomyces cryophilus OY26, 171 nucleotides long. RefSeq lists its product as uncharacterized. The record is from RefSeq and is a predicted model, not a curated record. The transcript has 2 exons. NCBI's taxonomy places the organism in Eukaryota, Fungi, Ascomycota, Schizosaccharomycetes, Schizosaccharomycetales, Schizosaccharomycetaceae. Bases 1 to 171 code for a protein of 56 amino acids.
AUGUCAGAAUCAAUUUUAGUAGCUAUGAUGGAGCUCAAUGGAAGCAGGGAAGCUAAAGUAGGUGGAAGACUCAUCUAUAGCCGCCUUGCCCAUGGGGUGACUAAAGUUGAUAAAAUCCUGGGUUUCAUAGUCAUAAAGAAUUAUCAGAUGAAAAGAUUUAUUCCAGGGUAA